AGGUACACAUAUUAUGGAAGGCAGUGGUAAAAUGUUAGUUUUAGCUGUUGGUGAACAUAGUCAAACAGGAAUGAUAUUGAAGUUACUAUGUACAACCAAAGAACAAAACAAUGAUAAAAAGAAAACAAAUAAUAAGAAAAAACAAAAUGCAACUACAUCACAAAAUGUUGUGCUUGAUAAUGUUAAUCCCACAAGUAAUGAGGAUGAUCUUGACUGUGUUAAAAUAGAAAAACACUCAAUUUUACAUACACAAUUAAGAAAAUUAGGUACUCAAAUUGAAUAUGCAGGAAUAGCAAUUGUUAUUUUAACUGUACUUGUUCUAUUGGUUUCAUUUUCAAUUGAACAAGUAAUUCAACAACAUGAAUGGGAUUAUAAAUACUGGACUCGAAUUGUAGGAUAUUUAAUCACUUGUAUAAUAGUAUUCGUCCUUGCUGUACCUGUAGAUUUAUCAUCAGCUAUAACAUUAUCAUUAACAUAUGUGGCUAAAAAAAUGAUGAAUGAUAAUAAUUUAGUUCGCCAUUUGGAUGCAUGUGAAACAGUUGGUAAUAUAACGACAAUAUUUUCUAAUAAAACAGAAAUAUUAACAAUGAAUCAUAUGACUGUUGUGCAAAUUUAUGUUGGUGAAAAAUAUUGGAAAAAUAUUGAAAAUUCAAUUAAAACUAAAGAAAUUAUUAUACCAGCUAAUACAAAAGAAAUUUUAUUUGAAAGUGUAUCUGUUAAUAGUAGUUAUUCUUCAAUAUUAUUAGUAAGUUAA
This is a messenger RNA of Rotaria sordida, 754 nucleotides long. The record is from the annotation of a GenBank genome assembly. Lineage: Eukaryota; Metazoa; Rotifera; Eurotatoria; Philodinida; Philodinidae.